UUUUUUUUAACUCGCCAACAUAUUUAUGCUUCCUGCUUUAUUGGCAACCUUAAUUUAGAUUCCGCCUCAGCUCACAAAUAUCUUGGCGUUCACUUACCUCACGACCUUUACUGGAAAACUUAUGAACAGCAUCAUUCCCUAUUCUAACCGCACUCUUGGUUUUCUAUACCGCAGUCUUCGUCCGGAGUCCUCAUUUGUUAAACGCCUCGCGUACGUCACGUUAGUACGCCCAAAAUUAGAAUUUGCAUCACCAGUCUGGGACUCUCAUCUUAAAUACCUUGCAUCUGACAUGGAGCCACUUCAGAACCAUGCACAGCUCGCUUUAUAACGUCUGAGUACUCUAGGUUCUCUCCCGUCACUGAACUUUAAAAAAACAAAAAAAAAAUCUUGUCUUGGACUUGUAUAUGUUCACGCGGGCGUAGUGCUCAAUUGUGUCUAUUUCCCAGGUUUUAUUACGAUGACCACCUUCCUACAUAGCUCAUUCAUCUUGCCACCUCAUCGCAUUCUCGCUCGUGCUGAUCACCCUGCAAAAGUUGGCCUUCUUUUUAACCGAUAAAUAGCAUUCUUUAAAUUAUUUAAUUAAUUUUUCCCAGCAACAGCUGUGGACUUGAAUGGCCGGCCUGAAUUCAUCGUUUCACUCAAGACAUCCACUCCUUCCGAAAAUUGUUAACACCACAUUUUCUGUAAACCAACUUGUGUAAUACCCUGACUCUAGGGUUCUUAAUGUAUUUAAAUAAAUAAAUAUAUCCAUACUCCAUGCCGUACACAAAAAGCCCUGCUUUUUAAAUAGGUGAGGAAUGCCUGAAUUUUGAAUAAGAUCUAAGCGUCACCUGCUCAACUGGCUAAGAUUGUCAACAAACCAGGAUGACUAUCUUCGACUGGACAGGAUGAAAGAUUUGCGUCCUGCAUUUUCAGCUCCGCUACCCUCCAGCGAUGCUGAUCAUGCUGGUCAUUGUGGCACCUGCGGCUCUGCUGCUCAUGGCCUCUUCAGCAGCGGCAACGCCUAUCAUGAGCUACGCACUUGCUCCACGAUGUGCAGACUCUCACAACUACAAGGUCGUGUGCUACUACGGCUCGUGGGCGGUUUACCGGCCGGGAGACGGCAAGUACCCCGUGGAGAACAUCGACCCGCACCUCUGCACCCAUCUGGUGUACGCGUUCGCGGGCCUGAGCAGCGACCACAAAAUUCGCAGCCUGGACUCCUGGAACGACCUCGAGGAGAACAACGGCAAAGGAGCUUUCAAGAGGUUCACUGCACUGAAGAAGCAGAACCCCAAGUUAAAGACCUUGAUCGCCAUCGGCGGCUGGAACGAAGGAUCGGUCAAGUACUCGGCCAUGGCCAUGUGCCGGUCAACCCGCAAGACAUUCAUAGACAGCGUGGUAGACUUCUGCAAGAAGUACGACUUCGACGGCCUUGACAUGGACUGGGAGUACCCGGGCUCCAGGGGAGGUGUCGAUGCCGACAAGGCCAACUUCGUCGAGCUGCUAAAGGAGCUGAGUGAAGAGUUCAAGCCGUACGGGCUCCUCCUCACGGCGGCGGUGGCGGCAGGAAAACACUUCAUGGACAAGGCGUACGACGUGCCUCAGGUAUCAAGGUACCUGGAUCUCCUCCACGUGAUGACGUACGACUUCCACGGAACUUGGGAGAAGAAGACGGGCCACCACACACCCCUGUACUCUCGACCCGAAGAGCCGGCGGCCGAAUACAUCCUCAACCUGAACUUCUCGGUGCACUACUGGAUCUCCCAAGGAGCUGCUCGGGAGAAGAUGGUGCUGGGCAUGGGCCUGUACGGGAGAGCCUUCACGCUGCAGAGAGCGGAGGACCACUACCCGGGAGCCCCGGCCCCGGAGCCGGGCACGGCUGGACCCUUCACCCGAGAACCGGGGUCUCUCGGAUACAACGAGGUAACAAGUCUUCACCGGGCGUACGCACCGCAUUGCAGUGAUAAAUAUAUAAAAUGGGUAACAAUGGCAUAG
Messenger RNA from Ixodes scapularis (black-legged tick), 1977 nucleotides. RefSeq names its product probable chitinase 2. Lineage: Eukaryota; Metazoa; Arthropoda; Arachnida; Ixodida; Ixodidae. Gene Ontology annotation, biological process: chitin catabolic process; carbohydrate metabolic process. The transcript is spliced from 6 exons. Gene Ontology annotation, molecular function: chitin binding; chitinase activity. The record is from RefSeq and is a predicted model, not a curated record. Bases 934 to 1977 code for a protein of 347 amino acids. Gene Ontology annotation, cellular component: extracellular region.